Messenger RNA from Polypterus senegalus (gray bichir), 828 nucleotides. RefSeq names its product RAB3A, member RAS oncogene family, b (gene rab3ab). Gene Ontology annotation, molecular function: GTP binding; GTPase activity. The transcript has 5 exons. Gene Ontology annotation, biological process: axonogenesis; protein localization to plasma membrane; protein secretion. Bases 117 to 779 code for a protein of 220 amino acids. NCBI's taxonomy places the organism in Eukaryota, Metazoa, Chordata, Cladistia, Polypteriformes, Polypteridae. Gene Ontology annotation, cellular component: endosome; axon; plasma membrane. The record is from RefSeq and is a predicted model, not a curated record.
GACGUCAGCGUUUCUGCAGGUGCACGGAGAUCUGCUGCAUUGGUGCAAUAGGAGCUCGAAGGGAAGAAGAAGAUUAAGACGACGACGACGACGACGGCGACUGCGACAGCGACAGGAUGGCCUCCGCCACUGAUGCCCGCUAUGGCCAGAAGGAGUCCUCUGAUCAGAACUUCGACUACAUGUUCAAGAUCCUGAUCAUUGGAAACAGCAGCGUGGGGAAGACCUCAUUCCUGUUCCGGUACGCGGACGACUCUUUCACGCCGGCGUUCGUCAGCACGGUGGGCAUCGACUUCAAAGUGAAGACCAUCUACAGGAACGACAAAAGGAUCAAGCUGCAGAUCUGGGACACGGCGGGACAGGAGCGAUACCGGACCAUCACGACGGCCUACUACAGGGGGGCCAUGGGCUUCAUUCUGAUGUACGACAUCACCAACGAAGAGUCCUUCAAUGCCGUCCAGGACUGGUCAACACAGAUCAAGACGUACUCGUGGGACAACGCCCAGGUCCUGCUGGUGGGCAACAAGUGUGACAUGGAGGACGAGCGCGUGGUCGCUUCAGAGAGGGGCAGGCAACUGGCCGAUCAUCUAGGGUUUGAGUUUUUCGAGGCGAGCGCCAAAGACAACAUCAACGUGAAGCAGACCUUCGAGCGGCUGGUAGACAUCAUCUGCGAGAAGAUGUCAGAGAGCCUGGACGCCGCCGACCCCGCGGUCACCGGAGCCAAACAGGGACCUCAACUGACCGAGCAGAGCGCCCCGCCGCACCAGGACUGCGCCUGCUAGAAGAGGGGCGCCCAGCAAAGCCGGCCCCGUUAGUCCAACCCCACGUGCC